CAUAAAGUGUGGGUACGCUCUGUAACUUCAACUGACAGCUGCAAAAACCGAGGGACAGGACAACGUCAAACUUGCGGAGUCGCACCGAACUAUUGCAACAAUGGAGUGGACCGCGAUGGAGAUCAAUCCUGAGAUGCUGAACAAGAUGAUGAGCAAGCUUGGCGUGGGUGAAAACUGGCGCUUCGUGGAUGUGCUGGGGCUGGAGGGUGACCAACUCUCUGCCGUCCCGAAACCAUGCUGUGCCCUGAUGCUGCUCUUCCCACUGACACAACAGCAUGACUCUUUCAGACAGCAGCAGACAGACAAGGUUGCAGAAGACUCUGAUGUCUAUUUCCUGAAGCAGACCAUAACCAAUUCCUGUGGCACUAUUGCCCUGCUGCAUGCAGCAGCCAACAACAAAAGCAAAUUGACUUUUGAUGGUGACUCUGCCUUGAAGAAAUUUCUAGAUGAGACUGCAAAGAUGUCUGCUGAUGACCGUGCCAAACAACUGGAGAAUAACAAGCCAAUCCGUGAGGCUCACAAUGAUGUUGCAGCACAGGGCCAGUGUAGGCCGGAAGCAGACAAAGUCAAUUUCCACUUUAUUGCCUUUGUCAAUGUAAAUGGACAACUUUAUGAAUUUGAUGGGAGAAUGAAUGGACCAGUGAACCACGGAGACACCAAAGAUGAUUCCUUCAUAACGGAUGCAGCCAAAGUGUGCCGUGGAUUCAUGGAGAGAGAGCAAGGCGAAGUGCGCUUCUCUGCAGUGGCUCUUUGUCAGAGUUAGAUAUUUGGCAGGAAACAGAACCAAACUGUAAACCAAAAUGUGUUGGAGCAUUCACAUGGCAAACACAAUCAACAGGCACCCAGAAUGACCUGUGCACACACAUACAUCUGCAGACACUAUGCACUAUAAAGCACAUAUUGUUUCCACAUAUUGUACUCUCAUCUCAUGAACAAAGCAUUCUUUAGCAUUAGCACAUGUACACGCAAACACAAAUCAAAACCUUUUGUUCUGCUAACACUAACUGAUACAAGCUUGUCCAAAUCUUUUUAUGUGAUGUCAUUUAGCAGUGAAAAUUGUAAAACAUGAGGUCAGAUCUCACCACUGCUUGUGUGCAUUUGUCCUUUUGCAGCUUUUGUUUUCUGAAUGUAAUCAUUGGUGCAUCUGUGUCAAACUCAAAAGACUGAUGCUUAAAUACCUUUUGUGCCAAUAAGAGUGAGAGGGGAAAAAAGCAGGAAACUUGUUUAGGGAAACUUUUUUUGGCCUGUUUCUCCGAAUGCCUUUAGUUGCUGUGUGGUUGAGCUCGUAAGGAUCUGACAUUCCUCACAACAGCCCAAAUGUGUCCGUAGGAAUAAUUUAACCAUUGUUUCGAAGCAUGCAGGCAACCUUUUGAGUUGUGUUCUUGGGUGUCACUCUGACAUUUCUCUGAAAAACUGAAGUUUUAUGUGAGAAGUUUCAAUUUAAAGCACAGAAAUAAAGCUGACGGUGGAUUACAGACAUUUCUCUUAAUUUAGCUCACUGCCAUUUUUCAGAAUUUGAUCAACUCAAUUGAAUUAUAUUUGUAAAUUAUUCAUUUGAAAAUGGCUCUCAAAUAUCCAAAUAGUCAAAUACACUAUUACUGUGCAGGUUUAACACAAAAAAUACAAAACUUCCAAUCAAGAUCGGGACCAUCUAAGUAAAGUGCUACUGUAUGUUGGGUUGUUGUCGUGCAGUGCAGGGUGAUUAGUACUGUAUGUCUAGGCAGUGUUCAAAUUGUUUACCUUUUUUGCACUUUCCAAAUACUAUGUUGCUGUAGUUCUGCUGGUGAUGCUGUGGGAAUUCAAUAAAGCAACCAUUAAACCUG
Messenger RNA from Lates calcarifer (barramundi perch), 1823 nucleotides. It is a transcript of the gene uchl1, whose product is annotated as ubiquitin carboxyl-terminal esterase L1 (ubiquitin thiolesterase). Lineage: Eukaryota; Metazoa; Chordata; Actinopteri; Centropomidae. Gene Ontology annotation, molecular function: cysteine-type deubiquitinase activity. Gene Ontology annotation, biological process: ubiquitin-dependent protein catabolic process; protein deubiquitination. The record is from RefSeq and is a predicted model, not a curated record. Gene Ontology annotation, cellular component: cytoplasm. The coding region runs from base 101 to 763 and encodes 220 amino acids. The transcript is spliced from 9 exons.